UUUUUUUUUUUUUAAUUCAUUUAUUUUAUGUAUGUGAGCACACCGUCACUGUCUUCAGGCACCAAAAGAGGGCAUCAGAUCCCAUUACAGAUGGUUGUGAGCCACCAUGUGGUGCUGGGAAUUGAAUUCAGGACCUCGGGAAGAGCAGUCAGUGCUCUUAACCACUGAGCCAUCUCUCCAGCAAGACUGCUUGUUUCUAAUGAGAAGGUUACUUAAGGCAUUAUUUGAUUUGCUUAAAUGAAUUUUCCAGAAGAUUUAUUGCCUGCUUGUACACGUACACACAUGUGUACGUGUGUGUGUGUGUGUGUGUGUGUGUGUGUGUGUGUGUGUCCUGCAUUCCUGAUGCCUUUGGAGGUCAGUAGAGCGCAUCGGAUGCUCUGGAACUGAACUUACAGAUGGCCGUGAACCACUAUGUGGGUGCUGGAAAUCAAACCUGAGUUGUUCGCAAGAGCAGCAAGUGCUCUAACCACUGAACCAUCUGUCUAGCCCCCAUCCUUUAUUUUUACCUUGUUUAAUUUCGUAGAAUUCUAAUAAUGUCUUUUAAAAUUCUCCAUGAUGUGUUUAUCAUUCAUUGUUUAUUUACUGUGGAGAUGACAAAGACCAGGCCAUUUCUCCUAAUUUUUUUUAAAAAGCAGAAACAUGGCAGUACAGGCUGGGUGUGGUGCCAAAAGGUAGGGAGCGCUUGCCACAUGUAAGGAGCUGUGUUCAUCAGCGGCACCAAAAAAGAAACAGAAUUGGACAGACUUGAACGGACUCUGGGGAGCUAGGAGAGCCAGUUGAUGAUCUUGUAUUAAUCAUUUAAAAGCUUCUGAAUUUUUUAUAUGAGAUUGGAGCCAAAGUUGGUCUUGCUUUUAAUACUGUCAUAAUCUCAUAGUCUGUCUGCCUUAGCGGUAAAACAGGAGCAAACAGGUUUUGAUGAAGCUGGUUACUCCGAUUAGAGCUCCCAAUCACAUAUCAUAUGUGCUCAGGUUUGAGAGUCUCUACGAUCUCGUUGCUCAUGUGUGGCCAACCAGAGUUUCCUAUUACCCGGCAUAUGUUUCUUUUACUCAUUUUUUCUAGGGCUGAGAUUUAAGCUCAUUUUCACGUUAAAAAUUCCCCCUGUCUCAAGCUGGAGUUUCCUGUGUUUUUAACUUUUCUCACAUGAUUUUUGAAUUCUGCCUUAAAGCUGCCUUAUAAUACUAGAAUGACUAAUAUUGAUAGUUAGCAAUAUUUAAGUUUUUCCACAUUGGUAGUGAUCUUUUCGAUAACAUGAAGUUGUUGACGAUUUCAUAAUGGAGCCAACUAAGUUUUAGGCCACGCGCUCCUUGAGUGUUUGGUCUGCUUACUCUCUGAGGAGUGAGGGAAGAGGCUGUUGCCUGAUAGUAUAAUCUGGAAGGGCGUCUGUGUGUAGCCCCUUUAUCUUGACAGUGCAGGGGCAGGUGGUUAGCUUUUAGUAAACAGGCAGGCCUGGCAUCAGCAAAGCAUCAGUGAGACAGAAUGAGACAAGUGUUGCAGAAGUACGUACAGCAGCGUCCAGCCUGCGCCCCUGCAGCGGCAGAAUGGGCUGUGCCUCAGUCGUCAAGACUGAAAUACAGGCAGUUAUUCAACAGUCACGACAAGACCAUGAGUGGACACUUAACAGGUCCCCAGGCAAGAACUAUUCUCAUGCAAUCAAGUUUACCCCAGGCUCAGCUGGCUUCAAUCUGGAAUCUUUCCGACAUUGAUCAAGAUGGAAAGCUCACCGCAGAAGAAUUCAUCCUAGCGAUGCACCUGAUUGAUGUUGCUAUGUCUGGUCAGCCACUGCCGCCUGUCCUGCCUCCAGAAUACAUCCCUCCUUCCUUUAGAAGAGUUCGCUCUGGCAGUGGGAUGUCCGUCAUAAGCUCUUCGUCUGCAGACCAGCGGCUGCCCGAGGAGCCAUCGUCAGAGGAUGAGCAGCAGGUGGAAAAGAAGCUGCCUGUGACAUUUGAAGAUAAGAAGCGGGAGAACUUCGAGCGAGGCAACCUGGAGCUGGAGAAGCGCAGGCAGGCCCUCCUGGAGCAGCAGCGCAAGGAGCAGGAGCGGCUGGCUCAGCUGGAGCGCGCCGAGCAAGAGAGGAAAGAGCGGGAGCGCCAGGAACAGGAGCGCAAGAGACAGCUAGAGCUGGAGAAGCAGCUAGAAAAGCAGCGGGAGCUGGAGAGGCAGAGAGAGGAGGAGAGAAGGAAGGAGAUCGAGAGGCGGGAGGCAGCAAAACGGGAGCUCGAACGGCAGCGACAGCUUGAAUGGGAACGGAACCGGAGACAGGAACUCCUGACUCAGAGGAACAAGGACCAGGAGGGCAUCGUGGUUCUGAAGGCGAGGAGGAAGACUCUGGAGUUUGAAUUAGAAGCUCUGAAUGACAAAAAGCAUCAGCUGGAAGGAAAACUUCAGGAUAUCAGGUGUCGACUGGCAACCCAGAGGCAAGAAAUUGAGAGCACAAACAAGUCUAGAGAGCUGAGAAUUGCGGAAAUCACCCACUUACAGCAACAGUUGCAGGAAUCUCAGCAGAUGCUUGGAAGACUUAUUCCAGAGAAGCAGAUACUCAGUGACCAGUUAAAACAAGUCCAGCAGAACAGCUUGCAUAGAGAUUCACUUCUUACCCUCAAAAGAGCCUUGGAAGCAAAGGAACUGGCCCGGCAGCAGCUUCGAGAGCAGCUGGACGAGGUGGAGAAAGAGACCAGGUCAAAGCUGCAGGAGAUUGAUGUUUUCAACAACCAGCUGAAGGAACUGAGAGAGAUACACAGUAAACAGCAGCUCCAGAAGCAGAGGUCCAUCGAGGCGGAGAGGCUAAAGCAGAAAGAGCAGGAGAGGAAGAGCCUGGAGUUGGAGAAGCAAAAGGAAGAAGGUCAGAGACGAGUUCAGGAAAGGGACAAGCAAUGGCAGGAGCAUGUGCAGCAGGAGGAGCAGCAGCGCCCUCGGAAACCCCACGAGGAGGACAAACUGAAAAGGGAAGACAGUGUCAAGAAGAAGGAGGCGGAAGAGAGAGCCAAGCCGGAAGUGCAAGACAAGCAGAGUCGGCUUUUCCAUCCACAUCAAGAGCCAGCUAAGCCGGCGCAGGCACCCUGGCCCACGACAGAGAAAGGUCCGCUUACAAUCUCUGCACAGGAGAGUGCCAAAGUGGUGUAUUACCGAGCGCUGUACCCCUUUGAGUCCAGAAGUCAUGACGAGAUCACCAUCCAGCCAGGAGAUAUAGUCAUGGUGGAUGAAAGCCAGACCGGAGAGCCAGGAUGGCUUGGAGGAGAACUGAAGGGGAAGACAGGAUGGUUCCCUGCAAACUAUGCAGAGAAGAUUCCAGAAAAUGAGAUUCCCACUCCAGCCAAACCAGUGACCGAUCUGACAUCUGCCCCUGCCCCCAAACUGGCUCUGCGUGAGACCCCUGCUCCUUUGCCAGUGACCUCUUCUGAGCCCUCCACAACCCCCAACAACUGGGCAGACUUCAGUUCCACGUGGCCCAGCAGCACAAAUGAGAAACCAGAAACGGACAACUGGGACACGUGGGCGGCUCAGCCUUCUCUGACUGUACCCAGUGCUGGCCAGUUAAGGCAGAGGUCGGCCUUCACACCAGCCACAGCCACUGGCUCCUCCCCUUCUCCCGUCCUGGGCCAGGGUGAAAAGGUGGAAGGGCUCCAAGCACAAGCCCUGUAUCCCUGGAGAGCCAAAAAAGACAACCACUUAAAUUUUAACAAAAGUGAUGUCAUCACCGUUCUGGAACAGCAAGACAUGUGGUGGUUUGGAGAAGUUCAAGGUCAGAAGGGUUGGUUCCCCAAGUCUUACGUGAAACUCAUUUCAGGGCCCGUAAGGAAAUCCACAAGCAUCGAUACUGGCCCUACGGAAGCUCCCUCUAGUCUAAAGAGAGUGGCUUCCCCAGCCGCCAAGCCAGCCAUUCCUGGAGAAGAAUUUGUUGCUAUGUACACUUACGAGAGUUCUGAGCAUGGAGAUUUAACCUUUCAGCAAGGGGAUGUGAUUGUGGUUACCAAGAAGGAUGGUGACUGGUGGACGGGCACAGUGGGCGAGACGUCCGGAGUCUUCCCUUCUAACUAUGUGAGGCUUAAAGACUCAGAGGGCUCUGGAACUGCGGGGAAAACAGGGAGUUUAGGAAAAAAACCUGAAAUCGCCCAGGUCAUUGCUUCCUACACUGCUACGGGUCCUGAACAGCUCACCCUGGCUCCUGGUCAGCUGAUUUUGAUCCGAAAAAAGAACCCCGGUGGAUGGUGGGAAGGAGAACUACAAGCUCGAGGGAAAAAGCGCCAGAUAGGGUGGUUCCCAGCAAAUUAUGUCAAACUUCUAAGCCCUGGAACAAGCAAAAUCACCCCAACUGAGCUACCCAAGACCGCAGUGCAGCCAGCAGUGUGCCAGGUGAUCGGGAUGUACGAUUACACCGCGCAGAAUGACGAUGAGCUAGCCUUCAGCAAAGGCCAGAUCAUCAACGUCCUCAGCAAGGAGGACCCGGACUGGUGGAAAGGAGAAGUCAGUGGGCAGGUUGGGCUCUUCCCGUCCAAUUAUGUGAAGCUGACCACAGACAUGGACCCCAGCCAGCAAUGGUGCUCAGACUUACAUCUCUUAGAUAUGUUGACCCCGACUGAGAGGAAGAGGCAAGGCUACAUCCAUGAACUCAUUGUCACAGAGGAGAACUAUGUGAACGACCUGCAGCUGGUCACAGAGAUCUUUCAGAAACCCCUGACGGAGUCUGAGCUGCUGACAGAAAAAGAGGUUGCUAUGAUUUUUGUUAACUGGAAGGAGCUGAUUAUGUGUAAUAUCAAACUGCUGAAGGCGCUGAGAGUCCGCAAGAAGAUGUCCGGAGAGAAGAUGCCGGUGAAGAUGAUCGGUGACAUCCUGAGCGCCCAGCUGCCCCACAUGCAGCCUUACAUCCGCUUCUGCAGCUGCCAGCUCAAUGGGGCCGCCCUCAUCCAGCAGAAGACAGAUGAGGCUCCAGACUUCAAGGAGUUCGUCAAAAGACUGGCAAUGGACCCUCGGUGCAAAGGCAUGCCACUGUCCAGCUUCAUACUGAAACCUAUGCAGCGUGUCACAAGAUACCCACUGAUCAUUAAAAACAUCCUGGAAAACACUCCUGAAAACCACCCCGACCACAGCCACCUGAAGCACGCCCUGGAGAAAGCAGAAGAGCUGUGCUCCCAAGUGAACGAGGGAGUUCGAGAGAAGGAGAACUCUGACCGGCUGGAGUGGAUCCAGGCGCAUGUGCAGUGCGAAGGCCUUUCUGAGCAACUGGUGUUCAAUUCGGUGACCAACUGCUUGGGACCACGCAAGUUUCUGCACAGCGGGAAGCUCUACAAGGCCAAGAGCAACAAAGAGCUGUAUGGCUUCCUCUUCAAUGACUUCCUCCUGCUGACCCAAAUCACAAAGCCCUUAGGCUCUUCCAGCACUGACAAAGUCUUCAGCCCCAAAUCUAACCUGCAGUAUAAAAUGUACAAAACGCCCAUUUUCUUAAAUGAGGUUCUAGUAAAAUUGCCCACGGACCCUUCUGGAGAUGAACCUAUCUUUCACAUUUCGCACAUUGACCGAGUCUACACGCUCCGAGCAGAAAGUAUAAAUGAGAGGACUGCCUGGGUGCAGAAAAUCAAGGCCGCAUCUGAGCUCUACAUAGAGACGGAGAAAAAGAAGCGAGAGAAGGCGUAUCUGGUCCGUUCCCAGAGAGCGACCGGUAUUGGAAGAUUGAUGGUGAACGUAGUAGAAGGCAUUGAGCUGAAGCCCUGUCGGUCACAUGGAAAGAGCAACCCGUACUGUGAGGUGACCAUGGGCUCUCAGUGCCACAUCACCAAGACAAUCCAGGACACGCUGAACCCUAAGUGGAAUUCUAACUGCCAGUUCUUCAUCAGAGACCUGGAACAGGAGGUUCUCUGCAUCACUGUGUUUGAGAGGGACCAAUUCUCGCCAGACGAUUUUUUGGGUCGGACAGAGAUCCGAGUGGCCGACAUCAAGAAAGACCAGGGCUCCAAGGGGCCAGUUACAAAGUGUCUCCUGCUGCAUGAGGUGCCCACAGGAGAGAUUGUGGUUCGCCUUGACCUGCAGUUGUUUGAUGAGCCGUAGCAGCCCUGGGAUGAUCAUAGAUGACUUCCUUCUCAAGGCCCCGUGCGGGCACGCUGUCUGGUGGUCAGCCACGGAGCAACAGGGACGGCAGACGAAGCCCCUCGAGGCUGUGAGGAGUUGUUUUCGACAAUCCUGACCUUCGAACCAUGUCUCAUUUUGUGAAUCCAAAUUCUCUUUCCCCUUGUCCUUCCCAUGGUCUUGUCAUGGCUUCUAGAGUCUCUGAAAUCCAGGACCUUCAAUGAGGUUCCAUUGGGAGCUUGGAUCCUUGCCUGGACUGGAGGUGUGGGUCUGGUUUCUAUAAAAUAGAUUUAUAAACGCAGUGACUGUAUUUUGGAGAACUGUGUAGGUCUCCUGUUUCUCACCUCUACCAGCCCUUUGUAGACUACUUGGCCUAUAAUCCACACGUGGUGUGUUUAGUCCAAUUAUGACAGAAUCAUUGCUUUGAAGCCCAGUUCUCACUGAGAAACGGGGCCCUAGAUUGAAUGCUGGGCACGAUGGCCCUGGAGCAGGCACUGACUUACUUAUCUCUGCAGGGCUGUUGCUAGAAGCCUCUCGAAUGUGUCGUUAGAGCUGUACCUUUCGUUCCCCUCUAGACUUGAUUAAUGUUGAUCAGUGAAAACACAGUGGUAUACCAUGGGGUGACUCUGUUCUGAUUCUGGGUGUGCUUGGAAGAUGUUUCAAAAGGUCAUUAUCUGUGAGGGUCUGUCCUGAUGAGUCAGGUCCCACUUCGGGUCAUUGAGAAGGCUUGACGACCUUGGGGGUCCUGGUUGCCAGCUAUUGUCAGAGCAUCUUGGGCUUGGAGACCCUGGGAUGUUUCAUGAGAAGUUCUGUCUGGUGACCAGUCCUGCCUGAGCCCAUUCUGUGCUUGAAAGACUGUUGUGAAAAAUGUCAACACCAGUCUUUAGUGGUCACCCUCCACCCCAACCCCUUGCCGCACCAGGAAGUCUUACCUUAGACGGAUGAAGUUUGAAAAAGAAAUAGGAGGUGUGGAGAGACGCUAAGAAAAUCCAUUACUGGGUUGGGGGAAAGACCUUGGGAAAACGUGAACCCCUCACGGGGUGGGAAGAUGGGAGACGGUCCUGGGCAACGCAUGGGCCAGAGUCAGGGGUGUAUGACCAUAGGCCAAGCUUUCCAUCUGGGUUCUUCAGUUUUCUUCCCCUUAAAUGCUAAGAGAUAGGUUGGUUGUCUAGAUAAUAACUUGGUUUGCUAAGGAGACGUGCAGGCCGAGCUUUUUUCCUUGUUUGCAUCCUGUCUGUGGCCGUGACCCGGUCUUUGCAUGUCUCUGGCUCCUGGACCUGCAUUAGGUGGUGUUCCUUUUUACGGUAGGUCCUCGGAUUUGAACUAGGUAGGGUUCUAGAAGAAGUACUCCGUAAAUGAUAGUGUCUCGGUGGCAGAAUAGCCACUCUGCUGAAAUCUGAAUGCUCCACGUGACUCCAGAAGGUCCCUCUCCAUGUGUGUUUUGAGUGAUUUCUCAAAAAUGUGUACGGGGCAAAGGACAACAGUUUACAUUUCAUACUUCCGAGAACUUCGUAUUUAUUUAUGGAAAAUAGUGUUGACUUUUGUAUCAAGAACAACAGACACGCCUAUUUUUUUUUUAAACAAGCCAAUAAACUCUUCAGUUAGCAGCUUUCAACUGAACAUGAGGUAGACUUUAACUUCAAGUGUGGACUGGAUUGGCUUACUACCUUUCCAGCGGAAAACACUAUCAAAACAUCACACGUUUAUGUUUCCGUUGUUGUUGAGAAACUGUUUUAAAUGAAACCUAUAAAUAGACCUGUGACCCAUGCUUCCCGCGGGUUCUAGAAGCAGGGGCUUUGUUCGCUGUGUUGAUGAGGGACUUGUUCCUGUGGUGUGAACCACAAGCAUUGCGUGUGUAAAUGGCUAGUGUAGGGUCACCGUUACGUCCCUUCCCCCUACCCCUUCCGUGUUGAACAGGAAUAUGAUGUUGAACAUCAGGGUUCUUGCAGGAAGGCUGAGGCAUGCGUGGUGACCCUGUAGGUUCCGGGUUUCCUACUCAUAGAAUCCCACGAUUGCAGCAUGUAAAUGCAGUCUGUGAGUCUUUCCCCAGGUGACUCGACUGGACACCCUUGGGUUAUCCUGGGGGUUGACAGAUCUGGAUUGGUGUCCUUGCAUCUACGACUAUCAUUUGUUGUGACCGAUUGUACUUCUGGAUGAGCUGGGCUGACCGUCAGACCUAGCUGUGACUCCUGGGUUCUGUUGAUAUGGAGUCCUGUUGUGAUCCAUGGGCGAUACAUAGUCUCAAACCUUGAGUCUCUCCUCUGCGUCUAUCUUUUUGACCAGCCAGGCUACACUUCCUACAAAUGACAUGUCCUGGUCAACAAGGAGUCAGAGUUUCAGCUGUCUGCUUUGUAAAUGCUUGUCUAGGCUGUGCGGUCAGGCAUCCUGAUCCAGCCCUUCAGACACCCCUAAAGGCAUCCCUCUUCUGUGGGCCACACUGCCACUACCUCCUACACUCUGACCUCCUCUCACUCAGAAAGGGGUUUUCCUGACCCUCAGUCAUCCCCGAGAAUUACCCUGAGAGCUCUGAGGACAGAAGCUCCUGCGUGGGCUUCCUUCAUGCACCACUUGUCCCAAAGGGUCCAUCCUGGUCUCUGGGCAGCGUCCAUGUUUUGUUCCCCUAGCAGGUGGAUGGAUAGCUUAAUGCUGGGUUCAGCUUUGUAAUAAUACAUCUCUAUUCUUGGAUGGCAAGCACGAAACCUCUCUCCACAGAGAACAUUUCUUCCUUACUUUUUUUUUUUUUUUGGUUCUUUUUUUCGGAGCUGGGGACCGAACCCUUGCGCUUCCUAGGCAAGCGCUCUACCACUGAGCUAAAUCCCCAACCCCUCUUCCUUAUUUUCAGACAAGACCUGACUCCGUAGCCCAAGAUGGCCUUGAACUUAGGAUCCUUCUGUCUCUGCCUCUUAUGUGCUGGAGUUUCAAGCGAUUGCCCUUUUCCCAACUCCAUUGCUUGCCUACCUCCCGAGGGACACUGUUGUGCAGGGAUGCAGGGAAUGAGGGUCACGGGGCCAAGGUCAUGCUGUAAAGCAGGAGAAGAAAGGAAGAGAGAAAGAAGGAAGGAAGGAAGGGAGGCAGGGAGGGAGGAGGGAGGCAGGCAGGCAGUCAACAGACUUUUAACUGGUUCCUCACAGGUUAUGAAGGGCCAAGUGAGGGCCACUUGGAAGGUAGGGCUCACUCACUGCCACGUGCUCCUUGUGGGGGUUUAGGGGACCACAUCUUCGGAGAAGAGACUCACAAUCCCUGCCACCCACACAUUCCAGGCAUUCACAUCUUUGAAGAUAUAGCCUCCCUGUCCCCCUUGUCAUGGAGACUUAGACCUCUAGUGCAGGAGCCCCCCAGAGCCACCACAGCUUUCUGAGUGGAAGUUCCCACAGACCUCGGGUAUAGCAUUUUAUGUUGGAUGACCUCUAUUAACGAACAUUGCCCUUUGAUGGGCUAUCAAGCAAAUAAUGAAGACUUCUCGUUAGAUUUGACUUGAAGUGUGUGACUGGCUGUUGGCACAGAGACUCCUCCUCUUCUCUGUUCCCUGAUAACCUGGAAAGCAGUCAGGCUAGAGAAAGAGAAAGUUUAGAGAUCAUUUCCUCACAGGGCAUUGCGUGAGGUCUCUGUUUGUAGGUCUGAAUGAUCAACUGAGGUUUAUAAUGACUUCCUCUCUGUAAGGAGAAGAUUCUGUCCUUGAGAAGCAUGGAAAACGCAGCCUGUGAGAAAGAUGACCGAGGCCCCAGGCUCUCUAACUUGGGAGCAUUAAAACUCAUAUGUCAGCACACUGGCAGGCUACAGUCAGGGGCCAAGACAUGGUGAGCCAUGCUGACAGUGUGCUGUUCCUUCAAGGGGUCCCUACCCUAUCCAGGCCACCUGUUGGGGGCUGGGGGGCAGAGAAGGGACCUCCUUGUGGCUUUCAAACCAACUUGUAGAUCUACUUUAAGUCAUUUUAAUAAAAUAAAAUUCAUGUUCAAUACCUGGGAAGAUAGUCAGCAAAGUCCUUGCCCUGCUCACCUGAGGGCCUGAGUUUGAUCCCAGCACCCACAUAAAGAAGCCAGAGCAGUAAUGUGUACCUGUAAUCCCAGGGCUGGGGACAUGGAGACAGGGGUGUCUUUGGGCUUGCUCCCUGCUGGUGUGGUACACUGAGUGUGGGUGUUGCCCUGCAGAACUGGCUGGUGAGUUCUAAAGACAUCCUGCUUUGGGGUUGGGGAUUUAGCUCAGUGGUAGAGUGCUUGCCUAGGAAGCGCAAGGCCCUGGGUUCGGUCCCCAGCUCCGGAAAAAAAAAAAAAAAAAAAAAAAAGACAUCCUGCUUUGAAGGAUCAGGAACAGGACACUCCGUGCUGACAAGGUCAGAACUCUUGAACUUACAUAUGUGUGGAGGGGGGCACACACACACAGACACAGACACACACGGACACAGACACAGACAUACACACAUACACACACACGGACACGGACACACACACACACGCGCACACACAAGGAAACAUUAGUGUUCAUCUCCACCAAACAACUAAGUCAUACACAGACCUAAUUAGUUCCUUUUGUAAAAGGAGCCAGUAAUUUAUUUUUUGGCGUAUAAUUCUUCUAGAACUGUCCUAUUUCAGGGUGAAUUGCCCCUACGCUGUGUCAGGGCCUAGGCUAUAUUCUAAUGGGAUCUGUUCUGUUUUUCUGGAGCAGUCUAGAGUCUAUUAUCGCAGCGAUGAGUAUUGUUCAAAGUCCACCGAGGAGAGCUGCAUUCAGAAGAGAGCUUAUUCUGUCAGCCUUCAAAUUUCCCAACAUCCCUCCGGGAUUUCUGGAGAGCUGGCCAGUGACCAGGGCUCCUUUUUCUGCUGUGGAAAUUCCUCCUUUCUUCUUUUAGAGUCACCGUAUACAUAUCGUUUGCGAGAGCUGCAUCUGUGGUUUUCUGCCUCUCCGGCUAUACUCUUUCGUCAUUCUCGUCCUAUCUCCUGUGCUCAGUGAAAACAGUGGGGACCUCAGUCAAAUGGGAGUGUGGCAGAGCUGCCUUUCUGUUUGCAGUUUCCGCACUGUGGGGCUAUUCCUACCUAGAUGGUUCUAUUAGCAAGGUCAAGGUGCUGGCGCCCCCUGCUGCAUCCCAGUAGCAUUGCUCCUGUAUGACUCAAGGAUCUUCCUAGUGGGAAAGGGGUUGGUGGUGGUGGGGUGGGCUGGCUAGACCCGGGCUGUAGUGCUCCAGCACUCUCCCAGAGAAGUGGUGAGCGAAGGAAGGUCUCGAGAAUCCACUGCUGGGCAUCUACUGAGAAAGUGUUCCUGCCUGCUGGGGUCUGGGUCUGGGUCUGGGGCUGGGCAGAGACCCUUUGCGGUUUCCUUGCCUUUUCUGUGCCGACUUCAGAGGGGAACAUUGCAAUUCAGUUCUCCACAGAAAAGGACUGGAUGCCUGAAGGAGGCCUCUGUCCCCACAAGACAGGAUCGCCCUACUUGGUAGGACAGCAGAUUUUCUACCCGAAGAUUUCAAUUUUGGACAUUUUAAGUGGCAAAUGGUGGUUUGGUGCAGCCGCUGGAUGCAUCAUGGAGUGUGUCUGUGAGUGUGUCUGUGUGUACCAGGCAUUGGGGAACGAGUGUGUGUACCACUGAAGGAGACAGGAAAUGUGUUGUUCCACCCUUUCCCAAGUCGCAUUCAAGAGCAGUUGGUAAUGUGUGGGCCAAGUGCAAAAAUAAAAAUGGUGGCCUUCUUGUUCCAAAUGGAUUGGAGAUUUCAGCAGUAGCAACAGAGAAUUGAGCUGAGAUUGGGUCCUGCUGCUUGGGGGUCUCCAACACCAUGGAGCUGGCCUUGACUACACUGCAAAUGGAGAAGGGCUUGUUAUGUCUCUUCUUUGGAAAGGUCUCCCUGGCAGGCUGCACAGAGUUGAGAUGGAAACAUACCAUCCAUUCUGCUUCCUUCCCUCCCUCCUUCUUUCCUUCCCUCCCUCCCUCUCUCCUUCUCUCUCUCCGUCCCUCCCUCCCCCCUCUUUCUUUUCUUUUUUUUCUUCUCUGCAGUGCUAAGGAUUAAAGCCAGGGCCUCGUGCAUUCUUAGAAAGUGAUGCUGUUUUCCAAAACACUACUCUUUUAUCCCUUAACAGUACGGUUUAGAACAAUUAGGGCAUGUAGAAUUCCGCUCACAACCGAAAGUGCCCUGAAUGGACGGGGAAUUGUCAACUGAAGGUUGAUGGUUUCUCAGGUCCUGGUCCAGGGUGUGUCUCUGGAUAUCAAGUGGCCUUUGAGUCUUCAAAGUUAAAUUUUCUGCUUUGAAAUAAAACCUUUCCCCUAUUCAAGGGCUGGUCUCCCUGUUUCUGGUGUCACAGAGGAGAUUCUAAACUACUUUAAUGGAGAAAAGCCUAGAAGGGCUCAGUGUCCCUGCCCCUGACAAUGACUGGCCAUUUGCUCCUUUAGAUACUGCUUUCUGGAGAGGAGUGGUUGGAGCCAGCUGCCUGUCUGCUCUAGUGGCCAAGUGUCUGAGAGUUUGCUCCCACGAGGCAGGGCUCUCACAUGCUAGAUCCCCAUGUGUUAGCAAAGAAGAAAGACUCUGCUGUAUGUGUAACCUCUAUGUUCUGGAAGCCCAGUGCUCUGGGGAGGCCAGAAGUUAUGGGGGCUUCUCCUGGAAGCCAUGUCCAUGUUGCUUUGUUGUGCAGCCUGUGUUGUGCUGGAUGCUCCAAGCCCUCAGGCUCUGUUUGCUUUUUGCAAUGUAGACCCAUGUGCACACAUGCAGAACAAUAAUCUUUCUUCUGUUUCCUGAUUCCACUCCUGUAAUCCCAGCCCUUCAGAGAUGGAAGCAAGAGAAUCAGGAGCUUAAGGACAGCCUGGGCUACAUGAGACCCUCUUUCAAAACUAGGAACGCAGAAACUAAGAAGGGAAACCACAGAAGGGAAAACCACAGAAGGCUCGCCUGUCACGGCUUUAAAUCGUCUUAAAUGAAAGUAGACUGUUUCCCUAGAGGCAUCUGACCACUAUUGUGCUAGCAUCCAUUUUAAUGAAUGAAUAUUUUGGGAUACAUUUUGUCAAUCAACAUUCUCAAAGCGUUACUUGCUGAAUAUUGCUGUCAGAACAUUCAAAAGAUCGUAGUUGAUGAUGCUCAAUGGUUAGAUGUGCAUUUAAUUGAGCAUUUGUUGUUAAUGGCCCCAAAUACCUUGGAGCUGAGAGGUCAACCUCAGAUCUGGUCAACAGCAGCCCACGAGCUGAAGCCUGAGUCCUCUUUGCCCCUCUGUAUGGCUCGGUGCAUACGGGGUGCAGGCUAUCAUUGGCCUGUGUUGUACCGUCUUAGCUAUUCCGCUCUGCAGCGUUGGCCAUGGUGAACACAGGUGCACACAUCCAUAGAGAGGGGGAAACCCUCCACAAUGUCCUGUGUCUGACAGCCAGCACACAGCUCCUGGUGUUCUGCGUUUUGUGCAUUUUCCAACAAAGAAAAAGACAGAGACCCACUAUAAAAUGUGAAAAAGAUUGUGUUCUGUAUGUGGCUUGUCAUGAAAUCUUUGCUGUAUGUUUUUGGGGAUGACGAUUCUAUGUAUAUACAGUAUGUAAGAGGCUAUGCUGUUCAAUGUUGCAUAAACAACAGAUUCUCUAGUCUGAAUACUUAACUUGUUAUUGUAAAAUGUGAUUUCUCAUUGAGAGAUUAUUUUUCUGUAUGUAUAUGAGAGUAUUUUAGGAAUCUAACUUAAGUGCAUAAACUAUAGAAGAAACUUAAAAACUUAUCCCAGGAGUAGCAAUGUGUGAUCAGAUCACUUGGGUUCAACCCAACUAAAUUUUAUUAAAAAAAAAAAACAAAUCCAAGUUGGAUGUUUAGGAACUCAAAA
Molecule: messenger RNA, 13823 nt
Organism: Rattus norvegicus (Norway rat)
Lineage: Eukaryota; Metazoa; Chordata; Mammalia; Rodentia; Muridae
Gene: Itsn1
Product: intersectin 1
Biological process (GO): intracellular protein localization; regulation of signaling; intracellular signal transduction
Cellular component (GO): cytosol; endomembrane system; nucleoplasm
Molecular function (GO): calcium ion binding; kinase activator activity; molecular adaptor activity
Source: RefSeq, a predicted model, not a curated record